AUGGCACGGAUAUUUUUACUUUUCUUCCCAGGUCUUGUAGCCAUAUGGUCUGUGAAUGGAAUAUUUAUGGACAAACUUGCUUCCAAAAGGCUCUGUGCAGAUGAUGAGUGUGUCUAUACCAUUUCUCUGGCCAGAGCUCAAGACGAUUACAAUGCCCCAGACUGUAGAUUCAUUAAUGUUAAAAAAGGACAACAGAUUUAUGUUUAUUCAAAGCUGGUAAAAGAAAAUGAAGCUGGAGAAUUUGGGGCUGGCAGUGUCUAUGGUGAUGGUCAUGAAAAUGAGAUGGGAAUUGUGGGCUAUUUCCCCAGCACUUUGGUCCAUGAGCAGCGUGUUUACAAUGAAGCCAUCAAGGAAGUUCCUACCCCAGAUAUUGACUUCUUCUGUGAAUAG
This is a messenger RNA of Chrysochloris asiatica (Cape golden mole), 390 nucleotides long. It is a transcript of the gene OTOR, whose product is annotated as otoraplin. Gene Ontology annotation, molecular function: protein binding. The coding region runs from base 1 to 390 and encodes 129 amino acids. NCBI's taxonomy places the organism in Eukaryota, Metazoa, Chordata, Mammalia, Afrosoricida, Chrysochloridae. The transcript has 4 exons. The record is from RefSeq and is a predicted model, not a curated record. Gene Ontology annotation, biological process: cartilage condensation.